UUUUCCAUCACCGUAAAACUCCUUCAACCCCAAAGGGCCACAGAUUUCCUACGUGCAGCCGGACAUGAAUCUCCACUCUCCGUUAUUACACGGGGAUCGGCGCUUACAGUGAGGAACAGAAGCAUGGCCCAAACAAGAAUAUGUUUAGUCGUGUUUUUCAGUACUGCCCAUCUUUUCUGUACUGUAAAGGCUCAAUAUGAGAAAUACAGCUUCAAAAGCUUUCCAGCGAACGACCUCAUGCCGCUGGAGUCUGCGUACGGACACGCGUUAGAGAUGUACGCUGCUCAGGACUGGAAGCAGAGCGCUGAAUAUCUGGAGCUGAGCCUGCGGCUUCAUCGGCUGCUGAAGGACAGCGAAGCGCACUGCAGUCAGAACUGCAGCGCUGCGGGCCGGGAACAUGAGGAGAACAACACCGAAACUACCCUCUUGAUCAUGGGGCACAUCAUAAUGCGAGCUGCAUGCCUGAAAAGGUGCAAAACAAACUUUCCCGUGUUUUCUAAAUCAUAUCCUAAGCGAGAGACUUUGGGUGCUUUCGAACAGAGGAUACCCUACCGGUACCUUCAGUACGUCUACUACCAGAUGAAUGAGUUGGAGAGAGCGGUUUCGGCAGCACACACAUAUCUAGAGCGAAACCCUGAGGACCCCCUUCUAUCUAGGAGUCUUAACUACUAUAAAAGCCUGUUUGACACAGAGGAGUACCUCGUAGACCAUGAGGAGAAGCCCUGUGAGGCUUUAUUCCUGAAGGCUGUAAAGCUGUAUAAUUCGGGGGAUUUUAGCAGCAGUGCUCGAGACAUGGAGCUGGCGGCUGCUGAGUAUUUUAAAACAUUCAACACGUGUUUGAUGUCCUGUGAGGGGUCAUACGAUGUGCAGGAGUUUAAAGACUUCUACCCCACCUUAGCCGAUUAUUAG
Sinocyclocheilus rhinocerous is the source of this 909-nucleotide messenger RNA. RefSeq names its product synaptonemal complex protein SC65-like. The coding region runs from base 124 to 909 and encodes 261 amino acids. Gene Ontology annotation, biological process: peptidyl-lysine hydroxylation; collagen fibril organization. The transcript is spliced from 4 exons. Gene Ontology annotation, molecular function: collagen binding; protein binding. Gene Ontology annotation, cellular component: endoplasmic reticulum. The record is from RefSeq and is a predicted model, not a curated record. Lineage: Eukaryota; Metazoa; Chordata; Actinopteri; Cypriniformes; Cyprinidae.